This is a messenger RNA of Puccinia graminis f. sp. tritici CRL 75-36-700-3, 1455 nucleotides long. RefSeq lists its product as uncharacterized. Gene Ontology annotation, molecular function: ATP-dependent chromatin remodeler activity; ATP binding. The record is from RefSeq and is a predicted model, not a curated record. The transcript is spliced from 3 exons. Bases 1 to 1455 code for a protein of 484 amino acids. Lineage: Eukaryota; Fungi; Basidiomycota; Pucciniomycetes; Pucciniales; Pucciniaceae.
AUGCGGACAGGAUCGUUUGUACAUGGAUUUGUAUUUGCUCGACAAAAUUUGAUUUCGGAAGUGAGGAACUCUUUCCGCCUCGCAAAUAUUGCUCUCAAGCAAAUACCAAGCUAUGAUCCCGGUCAUUUUCUGGGUGUACAACAGAGUGAAGACAUGGUACAACCAACGGCUAUUGAAGAAGACAAUCGGCACACCAUCCAAGGCUGCAAAACAAAGCUAAUGGAUCAUCAAAUGAAAGCAAUCAAAUUUAUCCAACGAAGCGAAUCCACUCUCGUCUCAACACCACUAGAGAUCUGGAAUGAUCCAGAUAAUCAAUGGGUCCAUAUAGUCUUUGAAGAUGCUGUUCAGAAAGGGUAUCUCAAAAGAGAUGUCAAAUUUGAUGCGAAAGGAUGUAUUCUUGCGGACGAUAUGGGUCUAGGAAAGACCUUGACGACUUUAUCAGCCAUCCAACUAUCAAGUGAAGAAGCCUUACAAUUCUCCCGUCAAGAACCAAAUGUACCAUAUUUGAAGCCCACCUCAGCCACAUUGAUAAUCUGCCCACUUUCAACCCUGGAGAACUGGAAGAACGAAAUUAAUAUACAUUUCAUAAGAGAUAGCCUUCCUUUCAAAACAUUUUACGGUAGAGAUAAAUGUACGAUCGAAUUCAAAGAUAUUGCCCAAGUUGCAGUUGUGCUGGCAACAUACGAGUCAGUAGUGACACAAAUCAAAAGUAGUCAACAGGAAGGAAGUCGAAACGCUACUGAAGGCAGAACAAUGGGUUUAGAUUUUUCAAGUAUCAAAUGGUUUAGAAUUGUUCUUGAUGAAGCACAUUACCUGAAGGAUCCAAGGACAAAUAGGAGCAGCGUAAUUCUUGGAUUGGAAGCAGAACGACGAUUAUGCCUUACUGGGACUCCUUUGCAAAAUCAACUGGGAGAUCUCCACAGCUUAAUAAAGUUUAUCAGAAUUGAACCAUGGACAGAAAAUUCAAUCUGGAAGAAUUGUAUCGAAUCCCCCGUCGAGAUGUGUGAUCCCCGUGGAAUUUCAACAUUACAAACAAUUAUGAACAGAAUUAGUAUGAGGCGAUUGAAAACCACUAUCUUAUCUCUCCCUGAGAAAAUUGAAACCAUUAUCAACCUUGCGCUCAAAACUCCGUGGAAUGAAACAUACGAAAGAAACCACAAAGCAUUUUCAGAUCAAUUUGGGAAGAAUCGGACAGGAGGACAAGGUUGGAACUCAAGCAGUUUCUUUGCCGAUCUUGUGGAUUUAAGACAGCUGUGUAAUCAUCCAGCAUUGACUGAAAAAGGAAUUGGCACGAAAAAAUACUCCUGGAAUGAAAGCUCAAAAAUUGUCCAUUUGGUGCAAGAUCUGAAGUUGUUCCUGGCAAGCGGUGCUCAAUUCCGUGCGGUUAUUUUUUCGGAGUUCAAAAGGUUUCUGGAAAUAAGCAUUAAUGUUGUCUCAGAAUUGAAGUCGCUCUGA